AUGUUCGUGUGCUGCACAGCUGGCACGACCGUCUACGGUGCAUGGGAUCCGAUCGACAAGAUAGCUGAUAUCUGCGAACGUCACAAAAUUUGGUUACAUGUCGAUGCGGCGUGGGGCGGUGGUGUGCUGCUGUCGCCGGAGCACCGCUACAAAUUGGCAGGUAUCGAACGAGCGAACAGUGUCACGUGGAAUCCGCACAAGUUAAUGGGAGCCCUAUUGCAGUGCUCGGCAUGUCUGUUCAGGCAG
Messenger RNA from Ostertagia ostertagi, 246 nucleotides. The record is from the annotation of a GenBank genome assembly. Lineage: Eukaryota; Metazoa; Nematoda; Chromadorea; Rhabditida; Trichostrongylidae.